GAUGAAGUGUUCCAUCUCUCUCUCACUCUCGUGGAGAGGUUCCCACCAGCAGGUGAUAACAGUUGAACCCGUCAACUACCAGUUCACACUUGAUACUCGAUUAAAUUUCAAGUUAAAUUAUUGCGACUAAUUGACAUUAAAUUAAAAAAAUAUAUUUUGAUAUCUGUAUGAAUUAACUUCAAACUUAGUCCAGUUGACUCGACCAAAAUUAUUUCAUAAAUUGAGUUUAAUACAAUUACAAUUUAACUAUCAAGUUAAGUUUCAGCUCCUGCAAUGACAUCAUCAUCAUCGCCACCAAGGAAAGGAAGAAGGGCCGAUUCAAUCUCUGCGAUAUGCUCUUCGAGCAGUACGAAUCCCGACAGAAUGUCGACACCACGGUCAUUGUAGCCGAUGAGAAGUUGUCUGUUCACAAAAUUGUGCUUAUCGGAGUGUCACGUAAAUUCCGCGACGCAUUGAGACAGCAACAAGAUGGAGGUGUGAUUACAUUUCCUGAAGACUUCAAUCCUCGUAGCGAGAGAGUUCAUAAAGGUCAUGUACCUGCAGAAGAUUUGGACAUUGAUUUCAAUCAAGCUCUGGACGUGUUAUGUCCUUAUGUCCAAAGCCCAAUCCUGGCUACGCCGCUGGCUAAGGCCAACGACUUUGUCCGACUCAUUGCCAGACAUUACAAGACUGCGGCAGGAUUUAACAUUCCGAAGGUCACACAGACUCCAAAAUGGACGACCUGACUCCUCCAAAAUUGACUACCGACUACUCCGCCUGGCAAAGCAAGCCGAAACAGCCGACAUUUUCGUUACAUUCCACGAGGGGAUGGAAGGAAUUUUGCAAUCCGUUCAAGAAUCCCGAUAUGCAUCUCGAGAUGAAAUUCUUAACGCCAUGCACUCGGGCCUCAUAGGUCUUGCAACUCGAGUCCAAACCAAUGUGAGGUCCUAUCUCCAGGGACGAUUCGAAUUUAAAUCCUUGUGGAUCACCAAUCAGGUAUAUGUCAAGGGUGCUACCAUGGAUCUCAUCAUGAUCCUCGCCUCCUUCACAGAAGUCAAUAGUUUGGAGUUGGAGGAAAUCAUUGAACUAGACACGAUCGUUGAGGGACCUAUUCUAAGAGGAAAACCAAUUCCAGAGCAUGAAUGGGGAGUUCGGAAAAUCCAAGCACCAGAAGCUCGUGAACUCCUUGGAAGUUUGUCGAUUAAGGGAUCUCAAGUAGUCGUGUCCACCAUCGACACCGGAGCUCGCCACACCCACGAAGCCUUGAGAGACAACUGGGCUGGAGACUACGGGUGGUUUGACCCCUACGAUGCCAACUCUUUGCCCAUGGACAUCAACGGUCAUGGAACUCACACCACUGCAACUAUCGCUGGGAAACUGGGUGUCGGUGUCUUUCCGGAUGCAAAAUGGACCUCGUGUCGCGGAUGUGCGAGUUCAUCUUGUGCCCAGAACGCCCUUUUGGCAUGUGCUCAAUUUAUCGCCUGCCCAACUCGACCUGAUGGCAGUGCCCCUGACUGCACAAAAGCUCCCAAUCUUGUUUCAAAUAGUUGGGGAGGUGGUCGCGGUGCUACUUGGUUUGAUGGUGCAAUUGCUGCUUUCCACACAGCGAAAAUCAUUCCAUUGUUCUCCAUCGGAAAUUCGGGACCGUCCUGCAACACGGCCAACUCGCCCGGAGACAGAGACGUGAUUGGUGUAGCAUCCACCACAGUUUCCGACGAAUUGUCCUCAUUCUCCUCGGUCGGCCCAACAACCGAUGGCCGAAUGAAGCCUGACGUCUCUGCGCCUGGAUCCAACGUCCUUUCCGCCUACAACACAGCCGAUGAUGCUUAUCGAGCUCUUUCCGGAACGAGUAUGGCGUGCCCACAUGUCAGCGGUCUCAUCUCUCUCCUUCUGACCUAUGACAUAAAUCUUUCUUAUGCAAAUGUGACUAGCUUCAUGCGAAGAGGAGUCGACCAAGACCUCGUUGAUCAGGAGAAAACAUGUAGUGGUAUUCCAGACAACCAGUUUCCCAACUAUCACCACGGCGAAGGGAGGAUCAACGCCCUAAAAUCACUCCAACUAUUGAUCAACGCUAGCCAAUAGUCCUUCAUCAACCACUUGUAACAUCACUUGUACAUAUUCAAAUCAAUAAAUUGUACAUUUCUUGUAUCAUAACCAGACAUAAUGAACUAAUAAAUAAAUACAUCAAUCAGCCAGUAAAAUGAGGCACUACGUAAUUUUAAGUUUUCAUUUAUCAUUUAAUGUUUAGUUGGCCAAGAUUUACAAGGAUAAUAUUUAUGAAAUAUGUAUAUGUAUAUCUUGCAAUUCACGCUUAAUUAGUGUAUUCCUGGAAGAUCCACCAAUAAUACUCAUAUCUAAAAUAGA
Messenger RNA from Folsomia candida, 2343 nucleotides. Its product is annotated as bacillopeptidase F. The coding region runs from base 532 to 2061 and encodes 509 amino acids. The transcript is spliced from 5 exons. The record is from RefSeq and is a predicted model, not a curated record. Lineage: Eukaryota; Metazoa; Arthropoda; Collembola; Entomobryomorpha; Isotomidae. Gene Ontology annotation, molecular function: serine-type endopeptidase activity. Gene Ontology annotation, biological process: proteolysis.